AUGGGAGGUAAUACGGAGGCAUCGACCCCCGACCUAUCCGGGAAGGUCGCUAUAGUGACUGGUGGACACACGGGUCUAGGAUUUGGUACAAGCAUUGAGUUGGCUAAGCACGGCGCCCGUGUAUAUAUCGCUAGUCGGUUGGCUUCAAAAGCCGAGGAAGCUAAAAAUACCAUCCUGGAGGAGUUCCCCGCUGCCGAUGUCCAUUUUCUUCCUCUUGAUCUUGCGGACUUGGGCAGUAUCCGACAGGCAGCCGAUAAGUUCUCCCAACACGAAUCGGUCCUUCAUAUACUGGUGAAUAAUGCCGGCGUGAUGUGUGUACCCUACGAAGAAACUAAAGACGGAUUUGAAAUGCAGUUUGCUGUGAAUUAUCUUGGGCAUUUUCUACUCACAAAGCUACUACUUCCGAUCCUUCUGGAAACGAUCGAGUCUGUGCCUGAAGGUACAGUCCGAAUUGUGAACUUAUCCAGUGAUGGACAUGAAAAGCUCGCACCAAAACAUGGUAUCAACUUUUCUGACAUGAACUUGAGAAACGGCUUCUCAGUUUGGGCUCGGUAUGGCCACUCGAAGCUUGCCAAUGUGUUGCAUUCCAAAGAAUUGGCAAAAAGAUAUGCCAAGAUCAUGUCUCUUUCUCUGCAUCCAGGAACCGUCAGAACGGGCUUGUCGCAGGGUCCACUGUCAUCAACACCGAUGUAUCGCUUUAUCAAACCCCUUGUGGAGCUGGGUGCUCCAGGUCCGCGUAAAGGAGCAAAGGCCAUUGUUUAUGCCGCGAUAUCUACAUCUUUUAAUAUAAACCGCGAUAACGGAGCGUAUAUUUUGCCGGUUGGUAAAGUUUCAGUGGCUAGCAAAGCUGCAAGAGAUCCAAGCAUGGCACAAGAUCUCUGGAAUUGGUCCGAGAGGAAGAUAAAUAGCCUUGGCUAUUGA
Penicillium taxi is the source of this 921-nucleotide messenger RNA. Its product is annotated as Glucose/ribitol dehydrogenase. Lineage: Eukaryota; Fungi; Ascomycota; Eurotiomycetes; Eurotiales; Aspergillaceae. The coding region runs from base 1 to 921 and encodes 306 amino acids. The transcript is spliced from 6 exons. The record is from RefSeq and is a predicted model, not a curated record.